Molecule: messenger RNA, 2220 nt
Organism: Penicillium cinerascens
Lineage: Eukaryota; Fungi; Ascomycota; Eurotiomycetes; Eurotiales; Aspergillaceae
Product: DUF2457 domain-containing protein
Exons: 1
Coding region: 1-2220 (739 amino acids)
Source: RefSeq, a predicted model, not a curated record
AUGGCUCAAUCCGAUGGUCAAGGUCGACCGUUCUCGUUUCAUAACCUCUUGAAGAUGCUGCUUUCGACCAACUCGUCCACGCAGCCGGCUCACGACGACGCCGAGCUCGUGGACGACUUGGACGAGCCUCCUGAUCAGCACAUAUUCCACGCCACCCCGAUGCACACCGAAGAUGCUAUCACCUUCUCCCGACCCUCCAUGGGAGAUCGCAAAGAAUCCCUCCUCACCCGCGCUCUCAAGACCAGUCCUGAAAUGUCCCCUAUCGAUUCUCAUUCCGCACUCCACGACUCUUCCUACAACUACCGCUCCUACCCUCACAGCAACAUCAGUGGCAUCUCCACGGCCGAGUUGACCAGUGAUGGCGGCAUGACCAGUCCGUCCAUUGCCAACUCUCCGAGCCCGCCACUUCCUUCCCAGAUGAUGGGCAAGGCGCCCGCUCCCAUGGCCGGCAUGAAGGAUCAUACGCCGAAGGUCAAGGUUGUGGACUCCAACGAGACCUCUGUUGAAGCAAACCUUGGACGUAAGCGCUGUAUCAGCUUCGCCUGCCGCCCCAAGGCCGACUCAAACGAACAAAAAGCCGCUGCGCCACCGGCUCGCCAACCAAGCCCCCAGAAUGUCAAAGCCGCUCCGGAACCCCCGACACGCAAGUCCACUCUCACUUUCGUCUGCCCUGGACGCCAGGCGGCCAUCUCAAGAGAACGUUCUCCGGCUCGCAAGUUUACCCUUCGAUCAAAGAGCCGUGGCUCUCCCGCCCCUUUUGCUCGCAAGUCAUCCUCCGAUCAUGCCGAAAGCUCCAAGCAGAAGGAGAUCACUGCGAUCACUAUUCCCAAGGGCGUCCCCACCAGUGGUCUAGGCAAGUUCGAGGAAUCAGAGGCCACUCGGUUCCAUGAGUUCGCCAGCUCCAUCGAUGAGGAUGAUGAGUGGGUGACCAAGUCAACCGAGUACCCCGAAAAGAUCACCUUGAGUGACUGCAUGAAGAAGGAGAACGCCAUUCGACGACUCGGUGAAGAGGCCGAGGAGGAAGCUCAGGAUGAAGAAGAUGAGGACGACGACAUUGAAGACGUGGCCGACGACGGUUCCACCGUUCACGACUUUUCCUCGGAUGAUGGCAACGAGUCUGAUAACGAGGCUGGCUUCGCGGACUCGGACGACAGUGAUGACGAUGGCUCAGACUACGAGUUCUGGGCCCCCUCGGUUGCUGUGCAAGAACCCAGUGUGCUCUCUAUCGACAUCAUUUCCCCGACAAUCGAACGUCGUGCCUCCAACACCUCCUUCGACUCUAUGACCGAUGACCACCAGAACUGGCUGCCGGCACCCGUUCAACGGAUCCCUGGCCGUCACUCUCCCAAGGGUCUGCGCAUGCGUCCGGGAACUCCCAACCUGCCUGAUAGUACCGACUUUGUCUGUGGAACCCUAGAUGAGGACCGUCCUCUCGAGGCUGCGUACAAGUCCUGCAUGGAGCAACGACGUCUCGAGAAGCUCGUCCUCAUCCCCCAAGACAUUGAUCCUAGCUUCCCGACAAGCGACCCAGAGGACGAGGAAGAUCUGGAAGAUCUUUCCGGUGAUCUGGACUCCGUCGUGCUCGAGCCCCCUCGUGGCCGGGUCGAAGGCCAGUCCCGCAAGACUUCUCCAAAGCACUCGCCGAAGCGCAUUGUUUCUCCACCGCCGCCUCGCCGUGCUGGCCGUACCUCUCCGAAGCGUCUCAAGUCUCCGCCUCCUCGAACCCGGGCCAAGUCUCCACCCCCUCGAGUCCGGGCCAAGUCCCCUUCUCCGGAGAAAUGGACACUGUCAGAGAACAUGCCCGUUAUCCAGUCGCCGCAAGGCCUCAACAUUAGCCAUCUUGUUCAACGACCGCCUAUCGUCCGCACCAAGUCGCUGCCUAGGACGCCGAACCCGUUCUUCACUGGCAUGCAAAAGUCCCAUCGCUGGCAGGGCAUCCAUACCUUGGCCGAAUCACCGGAGCGUGAGCGCUCGCAUACCCGCGAACCUGUUCAUACAAGAGGACCCGUCGAUAUUGUCGAGGGCCUCGAAAAGAAGCGCCAGAAACGAAAGGAAAAGUUCUGGCGCCAACAUUGCCGUAAAGCUGCCAAAGAGCAAGCUGUGCGGCGGCCGAUUCCCGGCAAGGGAGCCGAACGGAUGAAGGAGCUUGGCCUCGAAGUUGCUGAGAGGUGCAGAGCUUACGGUGUCGGUCAAGACGCCCAGCUCGUCCUAUCCGUUUAG